UCCUUCAUCGCCAUAUUGUUGUAGUGUAGUCUAUUAUAUCGCCAGCUUUUUUUCAUUAACCAACUAGUAGUUCAUUUAUUUUCUUUUUGUAUUAGUAAUAAUAAUCGAUAUAAAAAUAUUAUUAUUAAUAGAACAUCAGUUUUCCUUGAUUAUUCAUUUCAAUAAAAUCAGUUACUUUUAAAAGAUUUAAUUAAAUAAUAUAAAUAAUUCUUUUUGAUUCGUUUUAAUAGUGUUGUUUAUUUAUUUAAAGAAAUAAUUAAUGAAUUUUUUUUUAUCAAAUUUUGUAUGUUUGUAUAUUUGUAAAUAUUUGCAAGUGAGUCAGGCAACAGGUGGCGAAAAUUUGUUUCCAUUCGAAUUUCAAUUGCCGAUCAAAUUUAAGAGCGGGGAGCUCGAUUGAUUUAUUUGUUGAUAAUGGAUUAUGAUUAUUUGAUAAAAUUUCUGGCACUUGGUGACUCGGGUGUUGGUAAAACUAGUUUUUUGUAUCAGUACACUGAUGGAAUUUUUACUUCACGCUUUGUAUCAACUGUUGGAAUUGAUUUCCGUGAAAAACGGGUGAUCCAUAAAAAUGCAACUGGAAGACAGCAGAGGGUUCAUUUACAACUUUGGGACACUGCAGGUCAAGAAAGGUUCCGAAGUUUAACAACGGCAUUUUACCGAGACUCAAUGGGAUUUUUGUUGCUAUUUGACCUGACAAAUGAGCAAUCGUUUCUGGAAGUUAGAAAUUGGUUGGAACAAUUAAAGACACAUGCGUACUGUGAGGAGCCAGAUAUAAUUUUGUGUGGAAACAAAGUUGAUCUUGAGGACAGAAGGGUCAUAAGUGAAGAAAAAGCUCGUGAAUUAGCAAAAAAACAUGGGAUGCCUUAUUUAGAAACAAGUGCAGCAACUGGUCACAACAUUUCCCAAGCUAUCGAAUUACUAUUAGACAGAGUUAUGACCAGGAUGGAAGCAACAAUGGACACUGCGUUGUUGCCUCAUCAAAAAGUGCUGCGUUGCCAUGACCCGGAACUGCCACCUAGUAAUACUUGCUAUUGCUGACCCUGCUAUCUUGCGUAGAGCAAAUAUGAUUUUCUUGCUCGUACGCGACUUUUUUUUUUCUCAUAUUUUUCUCCGGAGAAGGAAGUGGAACAGCUUUGAUUUUUAGAAAAGAUAUUUUUGGUUUUUUAGGAAAAUAAAUUAAUAGCAAAAUCGAUGACGACAAAGAAGAAAAUAGGAUUUGCGAUUACGAAUUUAUCUAAAUA
This is a messenger RNA of Cotesia glomerata, 1238 nucleotides long. It is a transcript of the gene Rab27, whose product is annotated as ras-related protein Rab-27A. The transcript is spliced from 5 exons. The record is from RefSeq and is a predicted model, not a curated record. The coding region runs from base 412 to 1035 and encodes 207 amino acids. Gene Ontology annotation, molecular function: GTP binding; GTPase activity. Gene Ontology annotation, cellular component: melanosome; secretory granule. NCBI's taxonomy places the organism in Eukaryota, Metazoa, Arthropoda, Insecta, Hymenoptera, Braconidae. Gene Ontology annotation, biological process: positive regulation of exocytosis; melanosome transport.